Salvelinus fontinalis (brook trout) is the source of this 3259-nucleotide messenger RNA. RefSeq names its product oocyte zinc finger protein XlCOF8.4-like. Gene Ontology annotation, biological process: regulation of transcription by RNA polymerase II. Lineage: Eukaryota; Metazoa; Chordata; Actinopteri; Salmoniformes; Salmonidae. The record is from RefSeq and is a predicted model, not a curated record. Bases 148 to 822 code for a protein of 224 amino acids. Gene Ontology annotation, molecular function: RNA polymerase II cis-regulatory region sequence-specific DNA binding; DNA-binding transcription factor activity. The transcript has 2 exons.
CGGCCAUCUUGGAUUCCCAGACUGGUGCAGCCAAGGGCCCGGGGGAUGACAUCACUGAGCUGGCCAGGACCAGAGGUGACAUAGUGGAGAUUGGCUGAGACCAGGGUGAGGAGUAGAAUUGGUCUGCGGGGACAGGGAGAUGUCCGUAUGCGGCGGGAGAGAACAGACACAGACUCGGCUAGCGAUGCUCCAUCCUGCUCCUAUAGUUGUGAUUCAGAGAGACUGAUGGCGCCUCAGGUUAACCCCCUAACAGGUGCUGCCUUCAGCCUGCCUUCUAUAGGAUCUAUCAACUGGAACUUGGACCCUGAGACAACACAGACACUCCCUGGCCUUCAUCCUACUCACACUCUCCUGAUGUUGAACCAGACCUCAGACAAUGCCAGUGCCUCAACACUAAAUGGCUUCACAAGCUCAUUGACAAAUGAUAGUAGAAGUAACGCUAUCAGUAGAUCCGGUGGCAAAGAGAAGCUCUUCCCAUGUUCGUUCUGUGGGAAAGCCUUCAGUUUCCCCAAACAGGUGGAGAUCCACCAGAGGAUGCACACGGGGGAGAAACCGUUCGGCUGCCACCUGUGCCGGGCCAGUUUCUCCCACUCGUCCAGCCUGAAGAGGCACCAGAGGGUCCACACAGGUGAGAAACCCUACAGCUGCCCCCAUUGUGAGAAGAGGUUCUCCCACCAGCACCAGCUGAAGAGGCACCUGAAGGUCCACACAGGAGAGAGGCCAUUCGCCUGUACGCACUGCGGGAAGAGGUUCUCAGAGAGGAGAUACCUCAGGAUACACCAGCAGAAAAUGCACACAGACCAUGAAGAGUGUAUAGUGUAAUGUAGUACUAGUUAGUUUGUAGUUAAUUAUGUUGGUUGUGGAUGUAUAAGGAACUGGAUGAGGUGAACUGAGGAAAGAAUGAGUAUGAUGAGGCAGAGUAAAUAAUAUGGUGAUGGUUGGUGUGAUGGUGUCUGUAAAAAUGCUUCACUGAUGAAAAGUGACAACCUGUCGUGUUGUUUGAUGCUGGUGUUUUAUAAUGAAGAAAUUAUAGUGCCUUAAUUCAUGUUUAUCUGACUAAGUAUUGAACACAUUUAUUUUAGUUAUUGAACUGCAGCAGGUAUAGUGGAUUUACAUCCGGUAACGGAAUUACUUCAUGGGUCCCUGAUCUAUACUAUACAGAAAUGCAUAAUUAUGGCUAUGAAUAUAAUUUGCUUCAUGGUGAUGUUUCCUGAAUAGGUACACAAAGGUAGAGAAAUAUGUCAUAUCCGUAAAUUGCAUAUUUGGGUAUUAUUCUAUACACUGGCUAUUAUUGUCCUUCCUCAAACAAGACCACAUUUGGAUGGCUAUGACCAGACAAAAUCUGAAACCAUCAUAGUUUAUACUGUACUGUUCUCUACUGUGCUCUACUGUGCUCUACUGUGCUGAACUCCACUCUACUUUACUGUUCUGUACUUUACUGUUAUUACAGGCUUAGGUUUUUCCAUUUAUACACUGCUCAAAAAAAGAAAGGGAACACUAAAAUAACACAUCCUAGAUCUGAAUGAAUGAAAUAUUCUUAUUAAAUACUUUUUUCUUUACAUAGUUGAAUGUGCUGACAACAAAAUCACACAAAAAUUAUCAAUGGAAAUCAAAUUUAUCAACCCAUGGAGGUCUGGAUUUGGAGUCACACUCAAAAUUAAAGUGGGAAACCACACUACAGGCUGAUCCAACUUUGAUGUAAUGUCCUUAAAACAAGUUUAAAUGAGGCUCGGUAGUGUGUGUGGACUCCACGUGCCUGUAUGACCUCCCUACAACGCCUGGGCAUGCUCCUGAUGAGGUGGCGGAUGGUCUCCUGAGGGAUCUCCUCCCAGACCUGGACUAAAGCAUCCGCCAACUCCUGGACAGUCUGUGGUGCAACCUGGCGUUGGUGGAUGGAGCGAGACAUGAUGUCCCAGAUGUGCUCAAUUGGAUUCAGGUCUGGGGAACGGGCGGGCCAGUCCAUAGCAUCAAUGCCUUCCUCUUGCAGGAACUGCUGACACACUCCAGCCACAUGAGGUCUAGCAUUGUCUUGCAUUAGGAGGAACCCAGGGCCAACCGCACCAGCAUAUGGUCUCACAAGGGGUCUGAGGAUCUCAUCUCGGUACCUAAUGGUAGUCAGGCUACCUCUGGCGAGCACAUGGAGAGCUGUGCGGCCCCCAAAGAAAUGCCACCCCACACCAUGACUGACCCACCGCCAAAUCGGUCAUGCUGGAGGGUUGCAGGCAGCAGAACGUUCUCCACGGCGUCUCCAGACUCUGUCACGUCUGUCACAUGCUCAGUGUGAACCUGCUUUCAUCUGUGAAGAGCACAGGGCGCCAGUGGCGAAUUUGCCAAUCUUGGUGUUCUCUGGCAAAUGCCAAACGUCCUGCACGGUGUUGGGCUGUAAGCACAACCCCCACCUGUGGACGUCGGCCCUCAUACCACCCUCAUGGAGUCUGUUUCUGACCGUUUGAGCAGACACAUGCACAUUUGUGGCCUGCUGGAGGUCAUUUUGCAGGGCUCUGGCAGUGCUCCACCUUCUCCUCAUUGCACAAAGGCGGAGGUAGCGGUCCUGCUGCUGGGUUGUUGCCCUCCUACGGCCUCCUCCACGUCUCCUGAUGUACUGGCCUGUCUCCUGGUAGCGCCUCCAUGCUCUGGACACUAUGCUGACAGACACAGCAAACCUUCUUGCCACAGCUCGCAUUGAUGUGCCAUCCUGGAUGAGCUGCACUACCUGAGCCACUUGUGUGGGUUGUAGACUCCGUCUCAUGCUACCACUAGAGUGAAAGCACCGCCAGCAUUCAAAAGUGACCAAAACAUCAGCCAGGAAGCAUAGGAACUGAGAAGUGGUCUGUGGUCACCGCCUGCAGAACCACUCCUUUAUUGGGGGUGUCUUGCUAAUUGCCUAUAAUUUCCACCUCAUGUCUAUUCCAUUUGCACAACAGCAUGUGAAAUGUAUUGUCAAUCAGUGUUGCUUCCUAAGUGGACAGUUUGAUUUCACAGAAGUGUGAAUGACUUGGAGUUACAUUGUGUUGUUUAAGUGUUCCCUUUAUUUUUUUGAGCGGUGUAUUUUGAGGUUGGACGUUACCUCAUUGGUCAGUAUGUGUUCAACCUGUGCUGGUCUGUCAUCUCAUUAGUCAGGUGUUUCACCUGUGCUGGCACAGGUGAUAUUUAAGAGCGGCUAGCCCAGUGCUCCAGAUGUCUUGAGAGAUGUGGAGGGUUAACACCUUUAGUUGGCUCUCCCUAUUUGAUUUAUAAACAAUCCUUUAUCUGAUCUUCA